Talaromyces proteolyticus is the source of this 882-nucleotide messenger RNA. RefSeq lists its product as uncharacterized. Lineage: Eukaryota; Fungi; Ascomycota; Eurotiomycetes; Eurotiales; Trichocomaceae. The record is from RefSeq and is a predicted model, not a curated record. The transcript has a single exon. The coding region runs from base 1 to 882 and encodes 293 amino acids.
AUGCAUAAACCACCGAUUGCGGAAGCCGUACACAAGGCUCUCUUUCCACGACCAAGAUCAAAUGACCCGCAGUCUUUUUCCGCCCACAUCACACGCAAUCUGGUCCCCGAAGUUCGAUUGGAGACUUCCAUGUUUUACGGCUCUCUAGACUGUAUUGAAGCACAGUACCCGGGUCUUGACUAUUCCUACGCCCCGCAUCGAAUGAGAUUGAGUCGUUUUCCAUUUCAUCACAAACUGUUUCGAGUAUUCGAUGAAUUGGGUCUCACUGAGGCCGAAAUUGCUUCGCUAUGUCGUUGGGAGGGUACGAAAUCUGCGCGGGAACGGUACGAGAAGGAAGAAGGCGUCAAAGUCCGCGACACUACCGCUGAUACGGUCCGUCUUGCCACCCCUCCGCCUCCUCCUUCGGCACGAUUCUCUUCAGAGGACCGGACACAGUCAUCCGCAAGGGAAUCUUCCACACUGAAUGGAAAUGUCGUCAAUGACCUGCUUCCGAUGAUUACGACCCAUCCAGACGAAGAAGAGGAAGAGGAGGAAUCGAGCGACGAAGAAAUAGAGAGCUACGGCCUGCAACUAAACCAGCGUCUCUUGUAUGCAACAGCUGCUCGGGAACGUGGUGCCAACGUUCCUUUAGAUGAACAGUGGGAACAGUGGCUCAAAGAAGCUGUUGAACGAGGCAACUAUUCGGACAUGCUCAACGCGAUUCGCACAGGUCAGCCGUUGGGGGACACGUUCAGCAACCCUUCCUCUCCCAUACCCCCAAGCAAUACGGCCUUGUUAAGCCAACUUGCGCUCUCUGCCCGACAAUCUGUGAACAUGGCAGUGGCACAUUCCAACCAACCACUAAGCCAUUCAUCAAAUAACACAUCUGGGACCGCACGAUGA